Molecule: messenger RNA, 231 nt
Organism: Phytophthora sojae
Lineage: Eukaryota; Oomycota; Peronosporomycetes; Peronosporales; Peronosporaceae
Exons: 1
Biological process (GO): protein secretion; intracellular transport
Source: RefSeq, a predicted model, not a curated record
UCGGCGCUUUUCAGCCUCCAGGGUCUGCUCACCGUCAUUCUGCUCUUCAUCUGCACGUGCACAUACAUCAAGAUGAAGUUCCCCACGCUCUUCGACCGCGGCCAGCUCCCAGGCAAACACGAAGGGCUGGGUGGCCUGUGCUGGAAGGCCUCCCGCAUCGGGGAGCGCAAGAGCCAAUACGUGGCUGGCGCACUCGUCGUCAUGGCAGUUCACACGCUCUUCUUCUCUUAA